AUGAGCACUGAAAACCUUCCUUUUUCUGCCAAAGAGCACCAGGACGAUGGCAAAGUGCAUAUCAUCUUGGCCGCGAGCGGAUCGGUCGCUACAAUAAAACUCCCCAACAUUGCGGAGGCUCUUGGACGUCACCCGAAUGUGUCAAUUCGCAUUAUUGUAACCCAGUCAGCAGAAAAGUUCCUCGUGGGCCAAAGCCGGGAGCAACCUCAACUUGAAAAACUGCGCGAAAUUCCUGGUGUGGAUGCCAUAUACCGCGAUGAAGAUGAAUGGAAAAACACCUGGACCCGGGGGGCUUCUAUUUUGCAUAUUGAGUUGAGGAAAUGGGCUCAUUUGCUUCUUGUCGCCCCUCUUUCUGCGAAUACGAUGGCGAAGAUGACAAUUGGGAUCUCAGACAACCUCCUUCUUUCUGUUAUUAGAGCAUGGGAUACAACCGGGAUGGUAGACUGCGGUUUCAAGGAUAAAAAGCCUUUAGUCUUCAUCGCCCCUGCUAUGAACACCGCGAUGUGGAACCACCCAGCCACAGGAAAGCAGCUAGAGAUUUUACGAAAUGAAUGGGGUUGGAGUGAUUCAAAUAAGGACGGUUGGGUGUAUUAUCUGCCCCCGAUGGAGAAGCCGCUUGCUUGUGGCGAUACCGGAAAUGGAGCCAUGAUGGACUGGAGGGAAAUAGUUGAGAUGGUGGAGCAUUACAUGGGAUUGCAAGCAUGA
This is a messenger RNA of Aspergillus ochraceoroseus IBT 24754, 705 nucleotides long. RefSeq names its product putative flavoprotein. NCBI's taxonomy places the organism in Eukaryota, Fungi, Ascomycota, Eurotiomycetes, Eurotiales, Aspergillaceae. Gene Ontology annotation, molecular function: FMN binding; phosphopantothenoylcysteine decarboxylase activity. Bases 1 to 705 code for a protein of 234 amino acids. Gene Ontology annotation, biological process: coenzyme A biosynthetic process. The record is from RefSeq and is a predicted model, not a curated record. The transcript has a single exon. Gene Ontology annotation, cellular component: phosphopantothenoylcysteine decarboxylase complex.